Molecule: messenger RNA, 1558 nt
Organism: Cercospora beticola
Lineage: Eukaryota; Fungi; Ascomycota; Dothideomycetes; Mycosphaerellales; Mycosphaerellaceae
Product: J domain-containing protein
Biological process (GO): spliceosomal complex disassembly
Cellular component (GO): spliceosomal complex
Source: RefSeq, a predicted model, not a curated record
UCGACAACGACAUUCCUCGACUAGAAUAUCCGGACGUGAAGCUUUUCUUGUUCCUCAUUCUCGCGACAAGGAGAAAUUCUACUCACAAUUUGCGGUUUUCUCAAGAAAGAGUGGCGCGAGCAGUGCAUUCUCCAUCAAGACCCGCUCCUUACAUAACCUCUUCCCUUUCGCGCAUUGGGAGCACAAGACAAGACCACGAUUGAGCAUUCCACAUUGAAGCAUUGCUCGUUCGUGUCGAAUCUGAGCGAAAGCGCAUCAGUCAAGCGCACUGAAGUCGAAACCAGCCAACACUCUCGGACAAGACCCUCUUCAAUCUGGACAUGAACCGAUAGGCACCACAAUGGCAAGCAACCAAAUCCUCAGCCUCAUAGGCUGGUACGUUCUCCCAGACCUCGUAACAGGCUACGUCCAAAGCACACUCUACGCAAUCUUCAUCCGAGCCGGCGACCCCAAACCCCAACGCGGAACCCCCCGUUUCGCCCGCGACAGACGCUACAUCCACAUCGCCGUCCUCGUCGCCUACCUCUUAUACACAAUCUACGAAGCCGACCACCAAAUCCAACAAGCCGGAGACUUCUACCGCCUCCUCGGCGUCCCUCACAACGCAACCGAAAAAGCCAUCCAAUCCAAAUUCCGCCGCUUGACAGUCCAAUAUCAUCCCGACAAAAUGGCCCCUGGAGCGGAUAAAUCUUCUGUAGAAGAUAUGUAUGUGCAAUUAAAACUCGCCAAAGAUACUCUCGCGGACCCGGCGAAACGUUUCGCGUACGAUCGACUCGGACCGACGAUUUUAUCAUGGCAGAAAAGCAAAGUUAUCAAAGACUUUAUCUUUACUGGACUCCAGCAUUCCGGAGGUUACUAUAUCGGAUCCAUCGGGAUUCUGGUCAUACUGGCCUUCUUAGGAUAUCUUCGACAAGCGAUGUUCUGGAGAUAUCUGAUUAUGGUUUCGUUGUUCGUGAACGAGGCGACGGUUGUAACGAGGCCGCAAUUUCCGGUUUUGUUGACGAGAGUGGUGAAUCCGAUUGCGGAGUUUACGGGGUUGAGACAGCCGUAUUUACCAUUUCAGAUGAUUGAGUUGUUGAGGGCGUUGAUUGUGACGUUUUUUAUUGCGUUGAGUCAGUUGGGGCCUUUGUUGAAGGAUCCGAGGCAGGCGGCGUUGGAGGAGGUUGGGAAAGAUGGGGCUCUGUCGGAGCAGGUGGUCAAUAGACUUGAGGCUGUGACGAAGGCGACAGAUGCGGAAGUGGCGAGGUUGAUGGCGUUGGAGUUGACGCCUUUUACGGAGCAGCAGGGCGCGGGGAGUGAUCUGAGGACGGGGUUGAAGGACUGGUUGGUGCAGAAUACUAUUCGAGCUGACCCGGAAGUGAAGUCGGCGAUUGAGACGAUGCUGAGGCGAAGAAGAGCAGAAGGCAAGAAUAACUUAGGAAUUGGCGAGGCUCAGCGGGCAACCACUGGCUAGCAAUGUUGAAGUUGUUCUAUGUAUACUCUGUAUUUCUAUCAUGAUCGCAUGAACCCCAUACCUAACCCUCUUACGAAUCGUACUUCGUCUGCGUUGCGCUCUAAA